GCUCCCUGGCUGCUCGGACUGCUCCCUAAAUCCGCAGUUGUGCUGCCGUCGCGAGUCGAUACUACACAGCCUGACCCUCCUCCUCCUCCUCUUCCUCCUCCCCAUCCGCACGCUCCGCCUUUUCACUGCGAGGAAUUAGUUUUGCUGGGAUUUUUUUUUCUCCAGCUAUUUAUUUAUAUUUUUUUCCCGUCACAUGGUCCUUGGGUCGUCUGUGAGCUGUCGACGCGGGCUGCAGCUCGUCUGAGCAUCAUGGGGAUGUAAAGGAGGUGGACGGAGCCAAAAGCGAAGGAACUGCGCGUGUUUCGCCCUGCAUCUCCUCCGCUGCUGACGGGCUUCAGAGGAUCAUGCAACACCUAAAGCCAUGGCGAGCUGUGCUCAUUUUAACCGUGUUGUGGCAGCCAGGAACCUCAGACAAAUACGGUUGCCUGUUUGAGAGAAAGCUGUGCUCAAGGGAUCAGAUCUGCUCCGACGAUGGGCUGUUUGGUCAGUGUCGGACCUCCAAGCAGGACCAGGUCCAGUACCAGGUGUCGGUUCCUGUUCUGAAGAGGAUGCAGGAGGUCCUCAAACAGCUUAUGCUGCAAGGUCUUUCAUGGCAGGAUGACAUCACGCAGUAUAUUUUAUCGAAGGAGCUGAAGAGAGUCCCACACAACACCCUGCCCUCAAAGCCGACCUUCUCCUCUUCUUCUCAGUCCAAGCAGCACAGCCCCCCCCACCACAGCUCAUCCCCCGGUGGCAACUAUGUGGACUACAUGAUCGUGGAGCCGCCUCAGUCCCAGAUGCGCAUGCAGACGGCAUCUAUGGACCCGUACACAUACCACCAGCAUAGGUACCAAGAUGACGUAGAGCGGUCUCUAAUAGGGGCAGCAGGAGGCUACGCCCGCCCAUCUUCCAGGUCCCAGUCCAAUCAGAGAGAGCGGGACCGUGACAGACAGCUGCUACAGGAAGCCCUGUCUCUGUACCUGGCCUCGCAGCCCUCAUAUCGCCACAGAGGCCCCACGUCCAUGGUCCCUGCGGGUCUGCCCUAUUACGGAGACCUGGAACUGGAGAUACCGGUGGACUACGUGGAAGACUACACGCUGGAGGAGCGGCUCGGUGCUCCGGGCCGACAGCAGCCGCCGCUCAACCGAAAGGUUCCUCAGGACGCGACCGGCCCGUCUGGAAACAAUGACGGCCUGCUCCAGAGGAUGUCCGGAGUCCUGCAGAGGUCCGGCCUCGACCCCAGAGAGCUCAGCCAGGAGCAGAUGUACAGACUGGCCCUGGUGCUGCAGCUGCUGCAGUCGCAGGACAGAACCGACCCAGUGGAUAAACAGCGGGUCCCUCUUAGAGAGAUGCAGCUGUUGAAACCGGACGGCGCGCCGCAGAAGCCCGCCGCCGUCCUGGGCCCCCCCGCCGCCCCUCCCGCCCCCCCCGCCGCCCCGGCCUCGGCCACGCCCCCCGCCAAGAGCGCCAGGGUCCUCCCCUCCGCCGCCCAGCCGCCGCGCGCCGCCCCCGUGGAAGCGGGUCGGGCCUCGAAGGAGCAGGAGCCGCUGGUGGAGGGCGCGGGCGUCAAGGAGGAGUACGGGUACAUCGUCACCAACCAGAGUCAUCUGGGUCUGUACGAUGGAGUGAAGCUGCUGGAAAUACUGGCGGAGAAGAUUCACCUGACCACCAGCAGCUUCAUCAACAUCAGCGUGGUGGGUCCCGCUCUGACGUUCCGCGUCCGCCAGAACGAGCACAACAUGACGGCGGCAGAGGUGGCGGCUAAAGCUGAUGCAGAGAAAAAGUUCCUGGAGUCUGAGACAGGCCUGAAGAUCGUGCAGACCGGAGUGGGAGAGAGGACAGGUGCACGGGGUUUCCCUCAGGUGACCCGGGUUUCCACGGGCUCCAGUGGGACGGUCAUAACGCUGGUUUCCAUGGCGGUGGUGGGAGGCGUGUUGGUUUUGGCCAUGGCGGUAGCUUGUCUCAGACACUACGCUCAGCAGGUGACCAAUGGGAAGCUCGGCCUGGGGCCGGAGGGCGGAGCAGAAACACACUUUGACUACCAGGAGCUGUGCCGGCAGCACAUGGCGUCCAAGUCCUCGCUGUGCCGCCAGGACUGCGUGGGCGGGGUCAGCGGGAGCAUGGCGGGCGCCGCCGUGGGCCCCGGCGCCGGCGGGCGCAGGGGCACGGACACGUCCCGCGUCAGCAGCGUGUCCUCGCAGUUCAGCGACGGGCCGCAGCACAGCCCCUCGUCCACGCACAGCUCCACCCCGUCCUGGAGCGAGGAGCCGGCCCAGUCCAACAUGGACAUCUCCACGGGCCACAUGAUACUGGCCUACAUGGAGGAUCACCUGCGCAACAAGGACCGGCUCCAGAAGGAGUGGGAGGCGCUGUGCUCCUACCAGGCGGAACCCAGCUCAGUGGCGGUGGCUCAGGUCUCCAGCAACACGGACAAAAACAGACACGCUGAGUCCCUCCCCUACGACCACUCCCGGGUGAAGCUAAAGAUGGACGCGAACCCCAAUAAACAGGACUACGUGAACGCUAGCUUCAUAUUCGAUCAUGACCCCCGUCAGCCCGCUUACAUAGCCACGCAGGGACCUCUGCCUCACACCGUUGCUGAUUUCUGGCAGAUGGUGUGGGAGAACGGCUGCACGGUGAUAGUGAUGAUGACGGCCCUGGUGGAGGACGGAGAGAAGCAGUGUGAGCGCUACUGGCCUGACGAGGGCUCCUCGCUCUACCACAUCUACGAGGUGAACCUGGUGUCGGAGCACAUCUGGUGUAAGGACUUCCUGGUUCGCAGCUUCUACCUGAAGAACGUCCAGACGCAGGAGACCAGGACCCUGACGCAGUUCCACCUGCUGAGCUGGCCGGCCGACGGCAUCCCCACGUCCACGCGGCCGCUGCUGGAUUUCCGCAGGAAGGUGAAUAAAUGCUACAGAGGCCGAUCCUGCCCCAUCAUCGUUCACUGCAGCGACGGCACCGGCAGAACCGGCACUUACAUCCUCAUCGACAUGGUCCUGAAUCGAAUGGCAAAAGGAGUGAAGGAGAUUGACAUUGCAGCCACACUGGAGCACGUCAGGGACCAGCGGCCUGGCCUGGUCCACACAAAGGACCAGUUCGAGUUCGCGCUGACGGCAGUAGCCGAGGAGGUGAACGCCAUCCUGAAAGCCCUGCCCCAGUGAGACGCGCAGCCUCCACAGCACACGCGUGCAGUCACCGCACGUCAGGCCAUCACUGUACAUAGGAAUCUGCUCUGCCACACUUGGAGCAGUUGCUGCUUUGGUUUUCAGCAUGCACUACCCUCGUUCCCUGGGGCUCCACGCCCUCUGGGGCUCAUUUCAGUUUUGCGAAGGUGGCACAUUUUAGCGGGUUGUGUAAAUGAGUUACCGCCGAUCUCCGCUUCUCUCAGAAAUUUGUACCGAAUUCAGGCAACGCCACAACACGAGCGACAUGACACUGAUAAUGUAAAGUAAAUAACGUGCCUGUGUGAAUCCAGACGAAACCUCCAUAAGCCGUCGUUUGUGUAACAUUGCUUAAUUAUCUGAUUCAACCUUGGACUCGUCCUCCCUCUUUCUGGGCGUGAUGACACAAUUACCUCAAGUGAUUCAUUAACACCAAAGGAUGGUUUACCACCAACCCAGAGGCUUUAUCAGGCUGUUGUGCACAACUCUAGCAUUUCCUCCACCUAAAUUUCUAGGACGUCCGUCCCUCUGAAACGCUGGAAGGUUUCAUUUGGCUCUGAGUGUGGUCCAUAUCCUCUCCUGUAGGCUACCGUCUAGUCUUGUGUGUUUGGUUCCAGCAGGUUUUAUUUUGUGCAGCUUGUAUUUGCCUUGACAACAUGAUUGUCUGCACCUCCUUUCCUUUAUUUCUGCACACAAAGCCGACCUGUUUUGAGUUCUCUGGCGUCUUACUACCUUGUGAUCCGUGUAUAUAUUUCGCCCUGACGAUUGUGAUUCUUUCAUGUAGCAGACAGAUAGAAAACAACUAUAAAAAUGUAUUUUUGACUUUGCUCAAAAUAAAUUUGUGAUGUGAUGCAGCAGAAAACAAA
Molecule: messenger RNA, 4009 nt
Organism: Betta splendens (Siamese fighting fish)
Lineage: Eukaryota; Metazoa; Chordata; Actinopteri; Anabantiformes; Osphronemidae
Product: receptor-type tyrosine-protein phosphatase-like N
Biological process (GO): protein dephosphorylation
Cellular component (GO): secretory granule
Molecular function (GO): protein tyrosine phosphatase activity
Source: RefSeq, a predicted model, not a curated record